Messenger RNA from Columba livia (rock pigeon), 1753 nucleotides. It is a transcript of the gene TMEM109, whose product is annotated as transmembrane protein 109. Gene Ontology annotation, biological process: intrinsic apoptotic signaling pathway in response to DNA damage by p53 class mediator; cellular response to gamma radiation. The transcript has 4 exons. Lineage: Eukaryota; Metazoa; Chordata; Aves; Columbiformes; Columbidae. The record is from RefSeq and is a predicted model, not a curated record. Bases 272 to 1114 code for a protein of 280 amino acids.
GCGGGGCCCGGCAGCCGCGGGGCUCGGCCUGCGGGCCGCUCCGCCUCCGCUCGAAGCGCCGGUGCUGGUUCCGGUUCCGGGCGACGCUCCCACCGGCUCACGCGGGCGCCGCCGCCGCUCCGCCGCCACCGGAAACGGAAGCGCUCCCGGCGUGCCCCGCGCCAACGCCCCCAACCCCCCGAGUAACGACGCCUCCCGGCGUGCCCCGCGCCCAGCCCGUUGUUAUGGCGACCGCGUCCCAGCAUGCACCGCGCGCUCGGAUGUCCCCCCCAUGAGGACUACAGCUCCCGGCGUGCCCCGCGGCGUCUCCCGGACUACAGCUCCCGGCGUGCCCCGCGGCGGCGGCGGCCGGUGGGUCUGUGCGCGCGCCCCGGGCCCGCCGGCUCCGCAGCGCCCCCGCGCGGCGGCGAGCCCCCGGCCCGGCGGCGGGACACACGCGAUGGGGGGUGACACGGGGCGCCGGGCCCUGCUGGCCGCGCUGCUGUGGGUCCCCGUCCUCGGGGUGACAGCGGGGGACAGCCAGCACGCCUUUGAGGGUCCCAGCGCUGUCCCCGAUGACCUGUUGUCACGGCUGGGCCGAGCCGCCUGGGACACCCUGGAGAGCUGGGUGGGUCCCCAGCCCCUGCGGCUGGUGGCAGAGAGUCUCUCCGCCACCCUCUGGAUCGUGUCCUCGGGGAUCUCGGUGGCUUUGACCACGCUCUGCGGGAUCAUCGGUGACCUCCUGGCCGCCUCCGGCAUCACCGGUGACCGGCUGGUGCGUGCGGCAGCGCUGGCUCCCGGGGAGGUGCAGCGGGUGCUGCUGUGGGGUCUGGUGGCUCUGGCGGGGUCCUGGGUGCUGUCGCGGGUGCGGGGGCUCCUGCUCCCCACCCUGCGCUGGGUGACACUCUGCUGCUUCCUGGGCGCCUUCCUGCACGUCACCGCGUCCCCCGAGAGCCCCACGGCGCAGGCGGGGAUGCUGCUGGGGCUCUGGGUGCUCUACACCCUUUUGGGGAGCCUCUUGGCCCCCUCAAGCUCCAGCGCCCGCCUGGACGCCGCUGUGCGCAGCCUGGAGUGGAAGGUGGAGGAGCUGCGGCGGCGGCAGAAGUGGGGGGGCCCUCGGAACCAAGAGGAAUGAUGCCCCCACACCUUGGGGUGUCACAUCAGCUCUGUACCCCCAAUUUUGCGCCCUCCAUGCUGAGCACCCUGUCCCCCUUUCUCUGCCCACUCCCCAUCCCUGCCCCUGUGAGCCUCCCUCACCCCGCGGUGCACACCAGCCUGGGAGCCCCCCAAUAUCACUGGGGGUCCCCUUAUCCUGCUGGGGCCCCCCCCUCAGUGCAGCACCCCGAAAACUGGAGCUCCCCUCCUUGCACACACACCACGGUGCCUUAACAACAGCCACGAGUGCCUUCCCCUAGCAGGGGUCGUAUGGCCCCUGUGUCCCUCCAGGCCCAAAUCCAGCCUCACCACGGUGGGGGGAGCACCCCAAUCCCCCCUACCACAGUGAGGGGGUUACAGGGACACCUCAACCCCCCUACCAUGGUUGGGGGAACAAGGACACCCCAAUUCCCCUUCACCCACCCUGGUGGCUGUUGUGCCCAUCAGAGGGGACCCAGCUCCUCACUCCAGGCGUCACCCCAGCCUAAAAUGGGGCGGGUCUCUGCUCAUUUGGGGGGAUCGCAGCCCCCCCCGGGCCCCAUGCUGUCGGUCCUUGGGUUUUCAGCUGCUUUUUGGACUGUUUUGAUAUGCGGUUCUGAAUAAAGGCGGUUUCACCGUG